AAGUUGAAGAGAAGACGCCCAAAUCCGAUCGAGUCCGUUCACUUUCAACUCCUUCACAAGUCCCAUAAGUCCAUAACCCAGACCAGAUUCAAUUAUUGGCUUCCCCGAAUCAUACCCCCUCUUAUUAUUCUCACUUUCAUUUGGUUCUUCCCACGCCACUAAUCCCACAUUCUCAAACUCAACUCAAACAGUCUUUCACUCCCGUCAACUUAAAUCCCCCACCGCCGGAAAAGAUGUCGACGGUUGACGGUUUCCGAGCACUAGACGACAAAUCAUUGGUGGAUUAUAUAAAGGCAACCCCUUCUCUCUUCUCCAUACUUGGUGCUUCCGACAACUUCCAGAUCAAAGAAGUCGGAGAUGGCAACCUUAACUUUGUCUACAUCGUUGUCUCCCCUUAUGGCUCUCUUGUCAUCAAGCAGGCUCUUCCUUACAUACGUUGCAUUGGCGAAUCAUGGCCAAUGACUAAAGAACGUGCAUAUUUCGAGGCAACGACACUAAAACAACAUGGUCGUUUGUGUCCUGCUCAUGUUCCAGAGGUUUAUCACUUUGAUCGUGCAAUGUCUUUGAUUGGCAUGCGCUAUUUGGAGCCUCCGCACAUCAUUCUUAGGAAGGGUUUGAUUGCUGGAGUUGAAUAUCCAUUGCUUUCGGAACACAUGGCAGAGUAUAUGUCAAAGACUUUGUUCUAUACCUCUCUUCUUUAUACCACAACAACGGAGCAUAAGCGUGGAGUUGCUGAAUUCUGUGGAAACGUGGAGUUGUGCCAGCUUACCGAGCAGGUUGUGUUCUCUGACCCGUACAAAGUAUCAGAGUAUAACCGUUGGACUUCUCCUCAUCUUGAUUAUGAUGCUGAGUCAGUUCGUGAGGAUAACGAUCUGAAGCUUGAAAUAGCUCAAUUAAAAUCCAUGUUCUGUGAAAGAGCACAAGCCCUCAUUCAUGGAGAUCUGCACACUGGUUCUGUCAUGGUUACACAAGACUCGACUCAGGUGAUUGAUCCUGAAUUUGCCUUUUAUGGGCCAAUGGGAUUUGACAUAGGAGCCUUUCUCGGAAAUCUUAUUUUGGCCUUCUUUGCUCAAGAUGGACAUGCAACUCAAGAAAAUGACCGGAAGGCUUAUAAAAAAUGGAUCCUCGUAACUCUCAGAGAGACUUGGAGUCUGUUCUACAAUAAAUUUAUCGCACUUUGGGAUGAAAAUAAGGAUGGACCUGGUGAGGCAUAUCUUCCACAUAUUUACAACAAUCCUGAUGUUCGGCAACUCGUACAAACGAAGUAUAUACAAGAUCUGUUCCAUGAUUCUCUUGGAUUUGGCUCAGCCAAGAUGAUAAGGAGAAUCGUUGGUGUGGCGCAUGUUGAGGACUUUGAAUCAAUAACUGAUGCUGGAAAACGAGCUGACUGUGAGAGGAAGGCACUCAACUUUGCAAAAAUGCUCUUGAAAAACCGGAGAAAGUUUGUAUCCAUCGAUGAAGUAAUCUUAGCCAUACACGAAAUUGAUUCGUGAUAUGAAAAUGUUGCAUUACUCGGAAAAAUUUAUUAUAGUUUGGUUCUAGGAGAUCGAUAUAGAUGAGCGCUUCUCUGGCGAUGAUGAUCUAUAACUGUGUUGAUCAUAUUCUUGCAUUAUGUAGAAGAAACAUUAACUAUAUAGUCAUCUAAUAAUCAUUUCUUCUACGGAUCCUGAUGCGAAAAUCGGCCUACUGAUGUAUUUAAUCUUGGCACAUCAGUUUGAGAUAUUGGAGUACAAAACGUUUAUGUGAAUUUUACAUUACUUGUA
Molecule: messenger RNA, 1763 nt
Organism: Spinacia oleracea (spinach)
Lineage: Eukaryota; Viridiplantae; Streptophyta; Magnoliopsida; Caryophyllales; Amaranthaceae
Product: methylthioribose kinase
Exons: 6
Coding region: 234-1493 (419 amino acids)
Molecular function (GO): S-methyl-5-thioribose kinase activity
Source: RefSeq, a predicted model, not a curated record